Lathyrus sativus (Indian pea) is the source of this 1824-nucleotide messenger RNA. The record is from the annotation of a GenBank genome assembly. Lineage: Eukaryota; Viridiplantae; Streptophyta; Magnoliopsida; Fabales; Fabaceae.
AUGGGGAAAAAACGCGUUCUGGUGCCGGCGAAGGACGUUGAUUUGAGUUUGGUUCAAUACGAGCCUGAAACUGUUCAAGCUCCGCAUUUGACUGGCUUUGGGUUUAGAUUGCUUGUGAGGCUAAUUGAAGCUCCAUUGAUAGGUCCUCUUCUCAUGAAUUAUUUGAAGAAGGAAAAUAAAAUUGAUGAGUUAUUGCGGAACACUGUGAUACCCGAGGAACCCAUGUUUAAACCUGAAUAUCCGCCUCAAGAAAAAGAACCUGGUGUUGUUGAGCUUGACGAAGAUGGGAGACCGGAAGACCGAGUUAAGUCUGCCUUGAACUGUCUUCCACAUUAUGAUCCUGCUGAAUUAUGGGAAAGUUCAUCCGCACCCUUUCGGUACUGGAAAAUACGUGAUUAUGCUCAUGCUUAUCGGUUUAGAAAACUAACCCCAUCUAUGGUUGCUGAACGCAUAAUCUCAAUUAUAGAGGAGAAUGGAAUUGAUAAACCUCCGACACCACUAUUGAUAACUUUUGAUGCUUCAGAAGUCCGGAAGCAGGCAGCAGCAUCUACUCAGAGGUUUGAAGCAGGAAAUCCAUUAUCAAUAUUGGAUGGAACUUUCAUAGCUAUUAAAGAUGACAUAGACUGCCUUCCUCAUUCGUCUAAGGGUGGAUCUACAUGGCUGCAUGAGGUACGUACUGUAAAGAAGGAUGCUGUCUCUGUUUCAAGACUGCGUAGCUGCGGUGUCAUAUUCCUAGGGAAGGCAAAUAUGCACGAGUUUGGCAUGGGUACGACAGGAAAUAAUCCUAAUUAUGGAACUGCAAGAAAUCCUCAUGCACCUGAUAGGUACACUGGUGGAUCUUCUUCAGGUCCAGCUGCAAUUGUUGCUUCUGGACUAUGUUCUGCUGCACUUGGAACUGAUGGUGGAGGUUCUGUCCGUAUUCCUUCUUCCCUAUGUGGCGUGGUAGGAUUGAAGAUAAAUUAUGGGAGAUCAAGCAUGGAAGGGUCCUUAUGUGAUUCUGGGACAGUGGAAGUUAUUGGACCCAUUGCUUCUUCCGUAGAGGAUGCAAUGCUAGUGUAUGCAGCAAUGUUGGGCACAUCACCUACAAAUAGAAUCAGUAUGAAUCCGUCAACACCUUGUUUGCCAACUCUGUCGUUUGAUGAUGAUACAGAUGCUUUGGGAUCAUUAAGAAUAGGGAAGUACACCCCGUGGUUUAAUAAUGUCCAUUCAACUGAAGUCUCUGAUAAAUGUGAGGAUGCUCUUAAUCUUUUGUCAAAGGCGCAUGGUUGUGAAGUGAUAGAAGUUGUUAUCCCAGAGAUUUUGGAGAUGAGAACUGCCCAUGUUGUUUCCAUUGGCUCUGAGUGCUUAUGUUCAUUGAAUCCUGAUUGUGAAGAGGGGAAAGACACAAAAUUGACAUAUGAUACUCGUACAAGUUUGGCACUUUUCCGGUCGUUCACAGCUGCAGAUUAUGUUGCAGCCCAAUGUAUUAGGAGAAGGAAUAUGCAUUAUUUCAUGGAGAUUUUCAAGAAAGUUGAUGUCAUAGUGACUCCAACAACUGGCAUGACGGCGCCCAUCAUACCUCCAAGUGCCCUUAAAAGUGGUGAAACAGAUAUGCAGACAACAGGUUACCUUAUGCGGUUCGUUGUUCCAGCAAAUCUUUUGGGAUUCCCUGCUAUUUCUGUCCCGGUGGGUUACGAUAAAAAAGGACUUCCAAUAGGUUUGCAAAUAAUUGGCCGACCAUGGGCAGAAGCUACUAUUUUGCGUGUAGCAUUUGCAAUCGAGAAACUCUGCGGUGAGUCAAAGAAACGACCUGUAUCAUUCUAUGAUGUUCUGAGGGCUAACUGA